Brassica rapa (field mustard) is the source of this 1518-nucleotide messenger RNA. RefSeq lists its product as uncharacterized. The record is from RefSeq and is a predicted model, not a curated record. NCBI's taxonomy places the organism in Eukaryota, Viridiplantae, Streptophyta, Magnoliopsida, Brassicales, Brassicaceae.
AUGUCUAUGAUUCAAGCAUUUUCGUUACUAAAAGACGUCAAGCCUUACAAACAGGGCUGGCGAGUCCAAGUUAAGUUGCUUCACUCCUGGAGGCAGAAAACCAAUUAUGGAGGAGAUACCCUUGAGAUGAUAUUCGCAGAUGAAACUGGUGUUAAGAUACACUGCUCGGCCAGAAAGACUCUCAUAAAAAAAACAGAGAGUAAAAUUCGGCUUGGUGAAUGGCGACUCAUAGACACAUUUACAGUGUCUCACGCAAGAGGACAGUACCGUCCCACAGACCAUACUUACAAAAUGUCUAUCAUCGAAGACACCUCUAUAGACCAAAGUACUUUUGAGUGUGAUGAUGUGUUCCUGAAUUUUCCUCCUUUUGACAAUAUUGGAAAUGGAACUCUUAAUACUCACUUCCUGAUCGAUGUAGUUGGUCAAGUAUCCAGUCUGCGUGACAUCCAAACUGUCCAAGUUGCAGGGAAUGAUAAGAAAAAAAUUGAAUUUCGCUUAAUGGACAUCAAGGGUCAAAGCAUUGCAUGUUGUUUGUGGGGUAAAUAUGCAGAACAGCUAGAUGAGCAUCUCCAACAAACAAAUAAUCCUAAUAUGGUGUGCAUGAUCCGCUUUGCUAAAAUUGGGUUUUACAGAGGAGAUGUGCAGAUAACCAAUGCUUUUGAUUCAUCCCUGGUUUGUUUCGAUCCUGACUUACCUGAAUGUCUGGCUUUAAAAAACAAAAUGCCAAAUGAUGAGUUUGCUCUUGCUCUAACUGAUACAAAGAAUGAUAAGCGUCCGAUCAAGGAUCAAUUGAUGAUUGGAAUGAUGUGGGAGGAGGAUUGCAAAAUAAUUUGCUCAAUUGAAUCUAUUGAUACGGAUUGGAGCUGGUUUAUUUUUGGUCAUGUUAGCCGGAACAGGUGUAACAAACGUUGCCUUCGCAUCAAAUCGAAGGAAGGUGGUAAUUUGCCUCCAAAUGAGAAACCAUUAUUCUGGUGCACAUCAUGUCGUGUUAAUACCACCACCGUAACACCACAAUUCAAAUUGCAUCUGAUUGUCAAGGAUGAUACAAGUACUUGCAAACUGAUGCUUCUUGAUUCUGUUGCUAAAGUCGUUGUGGGCUUCGAAGCUAAAGAUAUUUGGGAUGGUUCCUAUGAAGAGAUUGAAGAUCCAGAUAUUUUGCCAAAAGCUAUAACAGAUAUGGUUGGAAAAUCUAUUUGUUUUGGUCUUUCUCUUGGCUCUGAAAAUGUUAAAAAUGGAUCAGACAUCUUUCUGGUUUCACAAGUAUGGUCUGGUGAUAAGAUUCUCCAAAUCGAGUCCAACUCUGAGCCUAUUACUCAUGUUAGCUCUGCUUCAUCAAUAAUGUCCGGUGGAGAGGUUUCUUUAACAGAAAAAAGUGAAGCAAAUUCAUCUGAAGGUUCUUCUACCCCAUUUUCAAAGCGUAAGGAAAAAGAUCAAGUUGAUCAGACUUCAACUUCCAAAAAACUUUGUACCAAGGUGGUGAAGAUGGAGAAGAUUAAAGAUGACGAGCUGAAUGUUUAG